GGUUUAUUCAUGUCUGACUUAGCCAUUUAUAAUUCUAUGCGAUAUGCAAAUAAAUAAAUAUAUUGAUGGGAUGUUUGCUUCAUCUGGUCUACUUGGAAAUGUACAGUAAUUGUUAAAAUUCAAAGAUUUUCGUCAAGUGUAGAAGGAUGUGAAUAAAUGAACAAUAUUCACCAUCUUUAAAGAUAAAAUAUAGCAUAAAAUGGGUAAUUCCAACAGCCGUUUCAAUACACUUAGGGAAUAUGAUGUGGAUGUUAGUACAACUACUACUAAUGAUAUAAAAGUAGUCGAAAAAGGAACAAAUGAGAAAUCGAAAAUACACUUCAAUGGCACUGUUAAAUACACUAAAAUAACUGAAGGCGAUGUUAGUGGUUAUGUUGAAUACACUAAACAUGGGAAUUGUACAUUGCCGGACAUUUCGACACCUUCAACAAAUCCUAUUCAGUAUGCACUUGUACAUAAUAACAUUGAACCGUCGAUUAUCUUUGAUAUUGAAAAACCUGAUGAUCAAUAUUACCCUCAGGAUAGUGGUAGUAGAAGUUAUAGUACUACUACUGCUAGUGAGGACAAUGAUGAUGUCAAAUUCUAUGUAGAUAAUGACAUCACUAGCAGUCAUAUCCCCGAAGAUUCCCCAGUGUUGAAAUCACAAAAAACAAAUGCUUGCUUAUCUGAAAUACGAAGAUUAUACGCCUAUCUAACACAUCGGUUUUUUAAAUCACAAUAUCUUGCAUUGAAAACCAACUGUCCAGUAGAAAUCUUCGCUUCAACAACACCAAUAAAUAUUAAGUCUGCUCUACCAAAUUUAAGUUCUGGUUCACGUGGUUACUACCCACCAAGUACCCCUUCUAUACCACGAUCUACUGCCCCAAGCUAUCAGCAUGAUAAAAAUGCAUAUGGACUACGAAGUGGACGAUCAACUGCUGAAGUCCCUCAACUUUUUGAUUCAAUGAAUGAAAUUCAACACUUGAAGUCACAGUUAAAUAUGCUGUCGAAACUUAUUGAACCAGAUGGUCCCAGUGGUGUUCGUGCCGCUUCAGUGUUUCAUUCAACAGCAUCCAAGAGCACACAAACAGAUCUUGGAUACCUAUUGGACAGACAAGCGAAAAAGUCAAAUGCAGAAAUUACAGAGUUGAGAAGUAUAAUAAAAAUUCGAGAAGAAACAAUUCAACAACUGGAAGAAGAAAAUGCAAGGCUGAGUGAUUCUUUGAAGACGAUUCUCCAUAACAUGAAUAAACCAGGCAAUAUAGACAAGAACACAAUGUCGAAUAGUUUACCAAUAGUCGGGCAAAAUCAUUCAGACAAAACUGCCUACAAAAAUCCAUCAACAGCUGCGUCGAUCAGACCAUAUGAUGACCGUAUUCAACAGCAACAACUGCGACAACCGUAUCCAACGACACCAUCUGCUAACCAACCAUCAAUGAUGAUAUCACCAUCACAAAAAUGCUAUAUGAUGUCACGCGCCCUUGAUUAUCCACCAGUCAGAUCAAGUAGCCCGAGUAGACCUGAGAAUUCAGAGAGUUCAUUUUCGACAACAAGAACAAAAAAUCGACAGAAAAGUCCUGAGAAACACGGAAAAAAUAUUAAGCGCCAAUUAUCCCCAACUGGCAAACGUUUCCCACAUUAUCAGCCUUAUAUACAUUCAUUAAUGCAUCCCGACCAGCUUUUGAAAUCUGAUAACUACAAAAACUCUAAUGAUUCGAAAUCCUUAUCUGUUGGUCUUACUGCAACACAAGCUCAAAUUAUAAAAAGUCCUACUCAAAGAUUAUUGAUGCAGAGUUUACCUACAUCUGGUUAUUAUUGAACAAUAGACGUUUGCACUAUCUUGAUGCAUAUGAUCACUCUUAAGAGGAAACUAAAAGUAUAAAUUAUGUCUAAAGGAAGAAACCUGUAAAAUCUCCGUUUUUCACCACCAUCCUUCUGUUAAUCUUGUGAAUACUAUAUAUAUCUACAUUUAUUACAAGUAGGUAAUUUCAAUAGCAGCAAGUUGUAUGGACAUUUUUUUCUGCUAAACGUAUUGUUUGUUACCGUUCUCUAGCUUAUUUUAAUGUGUUCAAUCUAACUGUGUGUUUUUAUUUUACUAACGUUUUGUUUACAACACCAUCGCUCCGCUCCUAAUCUAUAACUACUAUUACUGCUGUUACACUAGUGUCUAAAUAGUUGGAGGAUGCAGGGGAGCGGGGGGUUAGUGGGUUUCAUUAUUGCCAAAUCAACUGUUACCUCACCUUUUCAACUCAUCACAUUUAAACCUCAGUUAGAUAUUUCGACUUUUAUUUUCCGCCUUUUUUUCAAAGAGAGGCUUACAUAAUUCAUGUGUGAUAAGAACAGACUGAGAGAGAAAAAAAGUUGGUGCGCAAAAAAGCAUACACCUACAGACACUAACACACUGAAUUUGCAUCAUUUCGACUUUUCUUAACAUGAAUUCAUGCCUUUUUUUAAAAAAAAAAUAUAUAAAAUGACAAAAAAAACGAACUGUUGUUUAUUUGUACUACUUAUAUCACUUUGUUAGUAAUAUUGAUGACAUUUCAAUGGAUAACGAUGAUGCAAGGAUAAUCACGUCUCUAUACAAGAUUAAAAACACACUAAGAGAUAUAUACCUUUUUUCACAGUCUCCACUAGUUUUUUCUCUACUUCCUUAUCAUUUUUAUAAAUAUGUAUUCAUAUACUACUCGGUGAACACUUGAAGUAGUAGUCAAUCACUUCCAGCAGAAAUUAUCAUAAAUUCUAGUUACUUUCGUUUUUUUACUUUAUAUACGAAAUACUUUUGUUCUGGUUACCAAAAAAAGGAUUUAUUAUCCGGCCUACCUUGUAUAUUUAUUCUAUGUGAAUGACAAAAAUUUCAAGUCUGGUGGAAGAGAUCAAUCCGAGAAGGCAGUAACAGAGGACUGGGACAAUGAGAAG
This is a messenger RNA of Heterobilharzia americana, 2895 nucleotides long. The record is from the annotation of a GenBank genome assembly. Lineage: Eukaryota; Metazoa; Platyhelminthes; Trematoda; Strigeidida; Schistosomatidae.